AUGACAGCCAUUGAGAUAUCACAUUUACCUCCCAAAGCAAACAAAAUUUUGUCAAUUCAGUCACAUGUUGUUCAUGGUUAUGUGGGAAACAAGGCAGCUACGUUCCCAUUACAGACUUUGAACUGGGAUGUUGAUGUAUUAAACUCUGUUAAUUUUUCAAACCAUACGGGCUAUGGUGCUGUUGAAGGUGAAUGUUUUUCGGGCAAAGACAUUCAGGAUGUUUUUUCGGGUCUCAGGUCGAUAAACAUGAAUUAUGAUGCUAUGCUAACGGGCUAUAUACAUGGCGCAAAUACAUUGGAUAUUGUUGGGAGAGAAUGCAUGGAGAUUAAGAGGAGGAAUGAACAGGCUUUAUGGCUCUUGGAUCCAGUUAUGGGAGAUGAAGGUCAGCUUUACGUAAAUAAGAAUGUCAUCCCCAUAUACAGAAAGAUCCUAAGGUCAGGCUUGGUAGAUAUAAUCACACCUAAUCAAUUUGAGCUGGAAGUAUUAUUAGGACACAAGAUUCACGAUUUGCAAUCUUUAAGACAAGCGGUGAAGCAUCUUCACGAUGUUUUCGACAUCAAGUAUGUUGUGAUAUCAUCCCUUAGUUUAAGUGGAGAGCAGUUAGGCCUUAAAGGAAACAGGAGCAAUAAACUAUAUUGUUGCGUUUCGGCGUGUCACCUACAGAAACUUGUAUUUUUUGAGAUUGAUAAGUAUGACUCAUAUUUCACUGGAGUUGGUGACCUCUUUUCAGCCUUGCUUCUAGAUCGUGUUUUCAGGAGUCAUGACAUCUUACAAUCUACAAAUGAAGUUCUCACUAUUAUGUCUAAAGUUUUAUAUGUGACACGAGAGCUUUGUAUAAAACAUCUAGGAAAAGACGUGAAGGCCAAAAUCGGUGACUUUAAUAGCAUGAAAGAGUGUGAACUUCGUAUCGUUGAAUGCAUAGCUUUAUAUGGGCAGCGGGACUGCGAUUAUGAACCAUUUGAACUAUGA
Molecule: messenger RNA, 969 nt
Organism: Brettanomyces bruxellensis
Lineage: Eukaryota; Fungi; Ascomycota; Pichiomycetes; Pichiales; Pichiaceae
Exons: 1
Coding region: 1-969 (322 amino acids)
Biological process (GO): pyridoxal 5'-phosphate salvage
Cellular component (GO): cytosol
Molecular function (GO): pyridoxal kinase activity
Source: RefSeq, a predicted model, not a curated record